Molecule: messenger RNA, 1925 nt
Organism: Myotis lucifugus (little brown bat)
Lineage: Eukaryota; Metazoa; Chordata; Mammalia; Chiroptera; Vespertilionidae
Gene: SPEF1
Product: sperm flagellar 1
Exons: 7
Coding region: 517-1227 (236 amino acids)
Biological process (GO): regulation of cytoskeleton organization
Cellular component (GO): axoneme
Molecular function (GO): microtubule binding
Source: RefSeq, a predicted model, not a curated record
GAGCUUUGAGGAGGGAUCCAGCAAGGCGGUACUAUCACAGAGUCCAGAUGGGAAGCAGCAGAUGCUGCCUUCACUUGGGACUGACCGCUACAUAAUCCAGAAGGGGGAUCCCAGUCCUGGGGAUGCUGGUGCAGGGUUCUGCGGGCCUGGUUGACUUUGGAAGGACCCAGAGCGAGCCAGUAGCUGGUCCUCAGGUGGCGUGGGCAAAAAUUAUUCCUUCUUGGGAGACGGGGAAGACAAGGCCACCUAUAACCGCCUUUUCAAAUCUGGAGGCCUGAGAGGAGGUAACCGGGAAAAACUACAACUCCCAGAAGCCUCUGCUCUCUGGAGUCAAGGAUGGUUGUCAUGGUUUCAGAAAACAAUAUGGCCUCUCCCAGCUAGGACGGGAGUCUCCGGGUUAGAGAGGCAGAAGCGGGUCUGGACGCCCUCGGCGGCGAGGGAGGAGACGCUUGAGCUGCCGUGAGUUUGGGACUGGACGCUGCCGGCUGGAUCAGCCUCCCUUUGCCGAGGGUGCCAAUGGCGGGCAGUGUGGACGAGGAGGCGCUGCACCAGCUGUACCUGUGGAUAGACAACAUCCCUCUGUCCCGGCCCAAGAGAAAUCUCUCCCGGGACUUCAGUGACGGAGUCCUGGUUGCAGAAGUCAUCAAGUUUUACUUUCCCAAGAUGGUGGAGAUGCACAAUUAUGUCCCUGCCAACUCUCUCCAGCAGAAGCUCAGCAACUGGGGUCACCUGAACAGGAAGGUGCUGAACAAGCUGAAUUUUUCGGUGCCGGAGGACGUGAUGCACCAGAUCGUGCAGUGCACCCCCGGCGUGGUGGAGUUGGUGCUCAUUCCACUGAGGCAGCGCCUGGAGGAGCGGCGGAGGCGCAGGAAGCAGGGCUCGGGCUCCUUACAGGAGCUGGUUCCCCAGGAUGGCAGUGGCUACAUGGAUGUGGGUUUGUCCCAGAAGCCCCGAGGGGAAGGUGCCCAGGACACCCAGGGAGGGGGGCAGCUCAGGGGGGGCCGGCAGCCGGUGCCCCGGCGUCCUGGGUAUAGCCAGGUGCUGCACGGCGACCCGAGCGUCAUCCUCCAGAUUGCCGAGAAGGAGCAGGAAUUGUUGGCCUCGCAGGAGACUGUGCAGGUCCUGCAGAUGAAGGUGCGGCGCUUAGAGCACCUGCUCCAGCUCAAGAACGUGCGCAUCGACGACCUCUCCCGCCGGCUGCAGCAGGCGGAACGGAAGCAGCGGUGAGCUGAGCAGCUGCUCAGGACGCAGGGAUGCCCCAGUGUUUGCCAGAGCCCUGAAAAGGCCGACACACCCACAGAACAGCCCAUGCACCCACAGAACGCGGACUAACGGGGCGGGAAGGGGGCGGGUCCAGCUGCUCCUAAGAGCCUCUGGGAGCCCCACCCUCGGGGUGAGGGUGAGCAUGGUGGGUGGGCGGUGGGACAGGAGCCCUUACGUCUGAGCACGGAACUGAGCCACCUCCUCCCACUCCAUCCGGAUCAGGAGAAUGGACCACUUUCCAGAACCCAGAACCCGUGUGCGGAGGCCUGGUGUGUACCCCAAAGCAGUGAGAGACACCAGGCGCUCCAUUUUGGAGCUCCCUGUGCUGGGCUUUGGGGGAUGGUCCCCCCACUGGGUCCGCACCACUAGAACCGGGUCCCUAUCCAGCUGUGAGGACAGUGAUGUCUCCAUCUAGUUCUCUGUGCCCUGGGCCGUUGGGGAAGUGAGGGAGUCCCUGGCCUCUCCUGCGUGCUCACCUGGGACCCAUUUGGAGGCGGGAGGAGGGCAGCUGCUGGAGAGGAAGGGAGGGGGAGGGGUUCAGCCAGGUGUGGGAAGACAUCGGCUGUGCCUAUACCAAAUCGCCCUCCCCUCCCAUGAGGUAGAGUUGACACUAUUUGGGGUAUAUGGGACAAGGCUGCCCCCAUUAAAAGCAUUGUGCUCUC